Molecule: messenger RNA, 495 nt
Organism: Penicillium paradoxum
Lineage: Eukaryota; Fungi; Ascomycota; Eurotiomycetes; Eurotiales; Aspergillaceae
Product: LysM peptidoglycan-binding domain-containing protein
Exons: 3
Coding region: 1-495 (164 amino acids)
Source: RefSeq, a predicted model, not a curated record
AUGGCAUUAAGUGAUCCUAACCAGACUCGGCGAGAACAAAGUGCUCCCGGAGGAACGUUCCCCAAACCCAACGCGACCAUCACGGCGCCUGGCGCCACCGGCGCGCCUACUUACUACACAGCAGCCACUGCGGCUUACCCGACCCAAAGUGGAACCAUCAGCGAGUGCGGUAACUACUAUCUCGUUGUAGCCGGUGACGACUGUCCUACCAUCGACCUGCGCUUCGGCCUGAACUUUAGCCAGUUGCAAGAGUAUAACCCGUACCUUAACUCCACCUGCGGCAACCUGUGGCUUGAUUACGAUAUAUGCGUCGCUCCUGUCACCCCGGAGACAGUCUCAACAGACGCACAAGCAACGGCACCGCGACACAAGACGGCACCUGUGGGCCUGAUUAUGGGGGCACGACUUGUAUUCCCAAGUUCGGAAACUGCUGUAGCAUAUACGACUGUCGAUCCACACGCCCGACGUUCCGUCGUUGUGAAUGGAAGUGAGUAG